AUGCCUUCUGACCACCUCGACGACGUGCGGCCCAUGUUUGAGCUCCGCGGCCGUAACUACAUCGUUACGGGCGGAGCUCAAGGCAUCGGCUUCGCAUGCACGCGCGCCAUUUGCGAGAUGGGCGGGAAUGUAGCAGUGUUUGAUAUCCAGGAUAAGCCCGUUGAUGAGUUUACGACACUCUCUGAGAAGUUUGGCACAAAGACCAUUUACAUCAAGACGGACGUCACGUCACAAGAGAGUAUUCAAGCCGCUUUCGACAAAGUGAUUGCGGAAUUCGGCUCCAUCAACGGCUGUGUGCCGGCGGCUGGAAUUGCCAUAGAUAAGCCAUUCCUCGAUCAAACAUGGGCCGAGUUCAACCGCAUCCAGGAGAUUAACGUUCGUGGAACAUUUUUCGUUGCUCAACUUGCGGCCAAGCAAAUGUUGAAGCAAGGGUCCGGGGGCAGCAUGGUCCUUCUAGCCUCUCAGUCCGCGCACAUUGCUCUCCCCGGCUACCGCAUGGCGGCAUACAACGCCUCAAAGGGUGCUGUCUUCAUGCUCUCCAAGGCCCUGGCCGUGGAGCUUGCACCACACAACAUCCGCGUGAACACCAUCUCUCCCGGUUUCGUCGACUCAGAAAUGACAAGAAAUGUACGGGCAUCAAAGAGUAAGCGUGAGGGAGAGCAGAUGUGGCUCGCGCCGCCCAACCAGAGACUGAGCACGCAAAACGACCUUACCGGUGCCGUCGUGUACCUCCUCAGUGAUGCUGCGCGGCACACAACGGCGGCGGAUAUACCUAUCACUGGUGGGCUUCAUGCGGGUACCAUGGAUGGUUUGAUCAGUUAUGACUCUUAA
Colletotrichum acutatum is the source of this 831-nucleotide messenger RNA. RefSeq lists its product as uncharacterized. Lineage: Eukaryota; Fungi; Ascomycota; Sordariomycetes; Glomerellales; Glomerellaceae. Gene Ontology annotation, cellular component: intracellular anatomical structure. The coding region runs from base 1 to 831 and encodes 276 amino acids. Gene Ontology annotation, molecular function: oxidoreductase activity, acting on NAD(P)H, oxygen as acceptor. The transcript has 2 exons. The record is from RefSeq and is a predicted model, not a curated record.